Molecule: messenger RNA, 9885 nt
Organism: Gryllus bimaculatus (two-spotted cricket)
Lineage: Eukaryota; Metazoa; Arthropoda; Insecta; Orthoptera; Gryllidae
Source: the annotation of a GenBank genome assembly
GUCAUGCCAUGCAUGCCAAGUGCUACCUGACGUAGUCUCUCUCUCUUUCACUCAUCGUUCGUGGUUCGUGUGAAGCACGUUGCGCAUGGUUUCUCGGCGGUUGACGUACACGUGCUGGAAGUUGUUUAACUAGCAUAUUCGUGUCUGUUAGUUUUUCGGUUAAUUAUUUCAUAAUAUAGACGAAGAUGGAUAGUUCUUUGACAGCUAAAGAGAUCAGAAGAAUGUUUAUUGACUUCUUUGUAAAAAAGAAACAGCAUGAAUAUGUUCACUCAUCAUCCACAAUACCACUGGAUGACCCCACUCUACUUUUUGCUAACGCAGGAAUGAAUCAGUUCAAACCCAUUUUUUUGGGGACUGCAGAUCCCAAUAGUGACAUGGCAAAGUGGGUGCGAACAACAAAUACUCAGAAAUGCAUUAGGGCAGGUGGUAAACAUAAUGAUUUGGAUGAUGUGGGUAAGGAUGUUUAUCAUCACACAUUCUUUGAAAUGUUGGGCAAUUGGUCGUUCGGAGAUUACUUCAAGAAAGAAAUAUGUACAUGGGCAUGGGAAUUGUUGACUGAAGUCUAUAAGCUGCCAGCUGACCGUUUGUAUGUUACAUACUUUGGAGGCGAACCUAGUGCUGGGUUGGAGCCUGAUAACGAGUGCAAACAAAUUUGGAUUGACUUGGGUAUUCCAGAAUCUCAUGUACUACCAGGAAGUAUGAAAGACAAUUUUUGGGAAAUGGGUGAAACAGGACCUUGUGGGCCUUGCUCUGAAUUGCAUUUUGACAGAAUUGGUGGGAGAGAAGUUCCUCAUCUUGUGAACCAAGAUGAUCCAGAUGUUUUGGAAAUAUGGAAUUUGGUUUUCAUACAAUUCAAUAGAGAGGUUGGAGGAGAGCUGAAAUCGCUACCAAAGAAGCACAUAGAUUGUGGUAUGGGUUUGGAACGACUUGUGUCAGUUAUCCAGCAAAAACGAUCAAAUUAUGACACUGAUCUUUUCAUGCCUCUUUUUCAAGCAAUCCAACAGGGCACUGGUUCAAGACCAUAUGCUGGCCUUGUUGGAAGUGAAGACACUGAUGGAGUGGACAUGGCGUACCGAGUUUUGGCUGAUCAUGCUAGAACUUUAACUAUAGCCCUUGCUGAUGGAGGCUAUCCUGAUAAUACUGGUCGAGGAUAUGUGUUAAGACGAAUUUUACGACGUGCAGUGCGGUAUGCUACUGAAAAACUAAAUGCCAAAGCAGGAUGGUUAUCGUCACUAGUACAUGUUGUUGUUGAUUUGCUUGGGGAUACUUUUCCAGAAGUUAAACGUGACCCUCAAGCAAUCAUAGAUAUUAUUAAUGAAGAGGAAAUUCAGUUUUUGAAGACCUUAUCUCGUGGUCGAAGUUUACUAAAUCGUACUGUUGCUAAAUUGGAGGGGGCAGAUACAGUGCCAGGAGAUGUUGCAUGGCGACUCUAUGAUACUUACGGCUUCCCAGUUGACUUGACUCAACUCAUGGCUGAAGAAAAGGGAUUAAAAAUCGAUAUGAAUGCCUAUGAAGAAGCUAAAAAGCAGGCCCAGAUUGCUUCUCAAGGAAAAGGUGGAGGUGUUGAUAUACAGAUUGCCUUAUCUGUUCAUGAUAUAUCAGAUUUACAAAACCGAGGGAUUCCUGCUACAAACGAUAUGCCAAAAUAUAACUACAAAUCAUCAUCUGCAGAUCCCAACACUAAAUAUGAUUUUACACCAUGCUCUGGACGUAUUCUUGCAAUUCGUUCACAUGGAGCAUUUGUCGAGAAAGUAUUAUCUGGAGAGGAGUGUGGAAUUAUUCUGGAUAAAACUUCAUUUUAUGCUAAUGCUGGUGGACAGAUUUAUGAUGAAGGAUUUAUUGUGAAAACUGGUGAUGAUAGUGUUGAAGUGGCAGUGAAGAAUGUACAAGUAUCUGGAGGCUAUGUUUUACAUGUGGGUCGUGUUGAAGGUGAACUGAAAGUUGGAGAUUCUGUGGAUUUGCAUGUUGAUACUGAAAGACGAAGAUUAGUUAUGAAUAAUCACACAGGAACACAUGUGCUAAAUUAUGCUCUUAGAGCAGUUUUAAAAGCAGAUGUUGCUCAGAGAGGUUCUCUUGUUGCUCCUGAUAGGCUGAGAUUUGAUUUUACCAAUAAGAAUGCCAUGACAAUAGAACAAGUAAAAGCUGCAGAAGAAGAAGCUAUUGCGUUGAUACGGAAAAAAUUACCUGUGUAUGCAAAAGAUUCUGCCUUAGCUGUAGCAAAAACAAUUCAAGGGCUCCGUGCAGUGUUUGAUGAAGUGUAUCCAGAUCCUGUUAGGGUGGUAAGCAUUGGAGUACCUGUUGAAGAACUUGAAGCUGAUCCUUAUGGAUUGGCUGGUAUGAAAACUUCAGUGGAGUUCUGUGGUGGGACGCAUUUACAAAAUUCUGCUCAUAUUGGUGAUUUUGUAAUAGCAAGUGAAGAGGCAAUUUCAAAAGGUGUGAGGCGAAUUGUAGCCUUAACUGGUCCUGAAGCUACUAAAGCUUUAAAUAAAACAGCUUUGUUAGAACGAGAGGUUGUGGAAUUAAAGGAGAAAGUAGUUAAAGCUCCUCCAGGAGAUGGUCGUUCUCUGCAGAAAAAGAUCAUAGAGUUGACUGAUGAUGUGUCACAUGCUGUAAUUCCAUACUGGAAGAAAGAAGAACUACGAAAUGUUUUGCGAGAUAUGAAAAAACGCUUAGAUGAUAGUGAUAGACAGGCAAAGGCUGCUGUUACCACACAUGUGCUUGAAGAAGCAAGAGUGCUAAUUACCCAACGACAGAAUCAGCCUGUUAUUGUUGCAGAACUGAAGGCUUUUGCUAAUAAUAAGGCAUUAGAUGGCGCAUUGAAACAAGUGAGAACACUGUCUCCAGAAACAGCUGCUUUGUUUUUUAGUAUUGAUCCAGAUGCAAGAAAGAUUGUGUGCCUAUGUUCUGUUCCAAAGAAUGCAGUGAAUAGAGGCUUGAAAGCAAAUGAAUGGGUUGGAGCUGUGACUGGAUUAAUGGGGGGGAAAGGUGGAGGCAAAGCUGAAUCAGCCCAGGCAUCUGGCUCAAAUAUUCAGAAUUUAGCUCAAGCUUUAAAAACAGCUCUUGAUUUUGCAAGAGGCAAGCUGGGAAUUGAGGAUAAAGGUGAUGUUCCCAAAUCAACAUGUUUGGAAAAAGGAGAUGCUCCAGUUCAGAAAGGAUCUGUGGUUGUCUAUUCUCCUCAAUCUUCUGUGUUUACUUUACUUGCGAAAAUCAUUUCACAGUAUGCAGGGAAAUGUGUUGCCUUUGAAAAUAGCAAGAGUGCAAGUGAAACUCCUGAGUAUAAAAAGAAAUUUUUCGGUCUUGAGCCUGCCUAUGAAGAUCCUAAUAAUAAGGUGUAUCUAUUUGAUAGCAAUGCUAUUGCUCUCCAUUUAGCAAAUUCAUCACUUCGUAGAGAUGAUUCUCCUGUUGCACAUGCUCAAGUUUUGCAAUGGAUGGAACUCUCUCGCAACCACUUAGUCCCAUACAUAGCUGGAUGGAUACAUCCUAAUGCUCCAGAUAAAGCUGGUUCUCGAAAAGAGGCUGAACGUAUUCUGUCAACAAUAAAUAGCAAUUUAUUGCUUCAUACUUAUUUAGUUGGGGAACGAAUCAGUCUUGCAGAUCUGUGCAUCUUUUCCACUCUUGUGCCUCUGUAUGCACAAGUCCUUGAUAAACCAGCACGUGCCCAGUACCAAAAUUUAACUCGAUGGUUUUUGACUAUUUUACAUCAGCCUUCUGUUGCUGCAGUGAUUCCAGAAUUCAAGUUGUGCGAGAAGCCAUUGAAAGUUUCGACAUCGCCUCCCAAAACAGCAAAAUCUGGAAAAGAAGAGAAAAAAGCUGGGAAGCAAGAAAAGAAGGCCGAUAAACAGAAAGAAAACAAGGCUCUGCAGCAAGAGGAACCAGAUGAAACAGAGGCAGUGCUAGCUGCUGAACCUAAAAGCAAAGAUCCUUUGGCAGAUGUACCUCGUGGAUCCUUCAAUUUAGACGAGUUCAAAAGAGUAUAUUCUAAUGAAGAAGAAGCAGUAUCUAUCAAACAUUUGUGGCAAAAGUUAGACACCCAGCAUUGGUCAUUUUGGUUUUGUGAAUAUAAAUAUCCCGAAGAAUUAAGACAACCUUUCAUGAGUUGUAAUCUAAUUACUGGAAUGUUUCAACGCUUAGACAAAUUACGUAAACAUGCUUUUGCAUCCAUGUGUCUCUUUGGAGAUACGGGUAAUAGUUCAAUUUCAGGUGUAUGGUUGUGGUGUGGACAUGAGCUUGCUUUUCCUUUAUCUCCUGAUUGGCAAGUAGAUUAUGAAUCCUAUGAGUGGACCAAAUUAGAUGUUUCUAAGCCUGAAACUAAACAAUUGAUAGAGCAAUAUUUGUCAUGGUCUGGUAGUGACAAGGGUGGUAGGAAGUUCAACCAGGGGAAGGUUUUUAAAUAACUGAUGUUUUGACAUAAAACACGUUUGAUGUUUGCAGAAUUUGGUUAAUAUUCUGUUCUGAUAGUAUGCACUAAAUUUAACUGAACUUUCCAGAAAGUCUUAUUUAUUUUUUGAAGGUUUUGGUUUAUUCAAUGGGAUUAUCAGGAGAUGUGAUAUUACUUGCUACGUGCCAUUCACUCAGAUUUAUUUACAUAGAAAUAUGUACAAUAAAAAAAAAAUCUUAUACAGAUUUGACUUAUUUCAAGAAAUUUGAUCUUCCUUUUCCACAAAUUUCCUUUUAUUUACAUCAUACAUUUCACGAAUCUUACUAAGUAAAAUGUGUAAAUUAGUGCCACUCUUUGCUGAUAUGGGAAUGAUAGGUUCAUUGAUGUUUAAUUUCAUAAGAGGAAAAUUCUUCUGGGCAGAAGGCAAAUCCAUUUUGUUAGCAACCACAAGAUGUGGUCUUGACAACAUACUGACACUAAAAUGCCUCAUUUCAUCACGUAGGAUGUUCAAAGCUUCCCAUGGGUCAUCUUCGGAUGCAUCUAGGAGAAACAGCAAUAUAGGACAUCUUUCGGCAUGUUUGAGGAAAGCUAUUCCUAAUCCUUUAUUGCAAUGAGAAUUGGGAAUAAGGCCAGGCAAAUCAGCAACUGAAAAUGCACCAACAGAAUGAAAAUUAAAAAACUAUUUUUAUUUUAAAAAUUAUGUUUUGUCGCACAACGCUACACUGACCUGCGAUUUGCUCAUGGUCUUCAUAAUUCACAAUUCCAAGAUGAGGGUGUAGAGUAGUAAAAGGAUAGGGAGCUACUUUUGGCCGUGCUCGAGAAAUAGCUUGUAGUAAUGUACUUUUGCCAGCAUUAGGAUAGCCUAUCAGUCCCACAUGAGCUAUCUUUGCCAAUUCCAGGUAAUAAAUGUUAUCUUCUCCAUUGGCUCCAUACUCAGCAACUUGAGGAGUUUGAUUGGUGUCAGAAGCAAAGAAAUGGUUCCCUUUUCCCCCAGCACCACCACGUGCAGCAACAAACAUUGCACCUUCUUCAAGGAGAUCCCCAACUAUUAUUCCAGAGCUAUUUUUCACUACUGUUCCAAGAGGAACCUUGAUCACAGUGUGUGAUGCACUGUGCCCGUGGCAGUGGUCAUUGUAACCUUUUUCACCAUCGUCUGCUUUCAAAAUAGUUUUAACAUGAUGCAGAUCAGACACCUCUGCACUUGCUUGAAGGAGUAUGUGGCCACCAUUCCCUCCAUCACCACCAUCAGGACCAGCAUUAGGAUUGCACCACAAUUUCAUAAAGGAGACACAGCCAUCUCCACCGUUGCCCCCCAUUGCCCGAACUCUAAUACUAUCAACAAACCUCUUCAACUGAAAUCAAUAAAAGAGUUUUUGUUGAACUGAUCCCAGGUUCCAGAAAAGUAAAUAUAAUUUUGGACAAUAUUAAAGAAGCACACCGUAUCUUUGCGUUGUGAUUUACUCUUUCUAUCCCGCAAUACUGCUGGAAUUUCAGAUGUAUUGAGCAGUCUUGAAAAUUGUGUGAAAAGUACUUCUGUCACUGGUCUGCAAAAUAAUGAUCUAUGUAACAGCAACAUCUGUAAAAAAAAAUUGACAAAUGAAAAUGUGCAGUUAGGACAGAAAAGCACUCUGUCAGAAUUUGAAAGAUGAGAAGUACAACAACAGAAAAAUUAAUAAAUAAAUGUGUAUUGUAUUACUUCAAAAUGUCCCUAAAAAGAAAACAAAAACUACAGAGUACAUGGGCCAUAUUUUGUAAUGUAAUAAAGCCUUAAACAAGAGGGAGGGGGACUUUUAUAUUAACAUUUUUUUAAUUACAUAAGGUAUAUUUUACUAGUAAAUAUAUAAAACUUUCUACAAGGAGAAUGAUAUUGUAACUUAUUUAUGUAAUUGUUUCUAUGUUGAACCAUCAUGGCAGGCCUGCACAACGCUUGCUCCCAAAGGCAUUGUGCACUCAAGAGCAGGGGGCCUGCCCACGAGAGCAGGGCCAGUGCCAGCAGUAUGGACUAGGCAGCUUUGUGGGGAGGGGAGCAGCUUGCUAUUACACAGUGGAAGCGUGGAACGUAGAUUGAAUGCCUGGGCUUCUAAUGCAAUGAUCCACGCUGUGAAAUUAUUUGCCUACUUAUUUAGACGGAUGAUGUCCCAUAUUUGUAGCUAUAAAGGCCAUAAUGUACAGUUUAUGUUCUUUGCACUGCUAUAUAACAUUUUUUAAAUUUAUUUUUAGUUUACGCUCAUUGUGACAAACAAUAUUUGAAAGAGGUGGCCUCUUUUAAAAAUUACAGUUUAAUUUUAACUACUAUUCAUUCACAAUUAAAUAAUUUGAUUUUUCACCAAGAAAGUUAUAAUCUUCAACUUAAUUAAUAUUUUAUGGACAAUAUUAAAAUCAUAAAAUUAAGUUAAUAUAUUUUAAAUUAAUCAAGGUCGUAAACAAUAUUGAAUAUAUAGUCUUCAUUAGAUAUUAGAAAUAUAUAAUGUAUUCUUGUCAAAAUGCAAUGUACAGUCUAAAAUUACAGCAUAAAGUAAUAAUUUUUCAAGACUUUUUUGGGGGCUUAACUUUACUUGGCCUUUUUAUAUUAACUUUGCUUAACUUUAAUAGAAUAACUAUCUUAUUAAAUUUAAAAUAGUUUAUUGCUGUCAUCAAAAACAAUUCAAUAUUACAAUUUUGUCUUCAGCACCUCACUACAUUUGUGAUUACUUUGCAGCAAAUUACAUUACCAGUCCUGAAAGCAAGUAUAACACUAGGUGCCCAAAUCAAAUAAGCAUGUCUAAUUCAUUUUAGGUUAAUAUUUCAGAUUGUAAUCUAGAGACAACAAAUAUUUCUGAAAUAACAUAAAAUGCAAUAUUACUUGGACUGUACGUAAAGGACUGCCAUGCUCUCACCAACUGAUCUUUCACUUUACGUGCUAUGAUUCAAAUUGCACAUUCCCAGUGGUGGUUCCCCCACCUAGAACGAGUAUCAUCCCUACUCUUCUGCACUGCCUGUGAUUGCACUUGAGUGGCUUGCCCCUGACUCUUGAGGUCAGUGAAAGUGCAAAAUUCAAUGCAGGUUUGAUUUAUGGGGUUGCUAGAUGGCUUGGAGAACAUAGACCCUAAAUUAAAAAUAAUUUCCCAAAUUGUCAGGUAAAAAAAAGAUUAAAAUCGAGAAUUUAACAUAUUUAUGGAAAUAUGUUUUUAUAUAUGGUUAAAUAUGGUUUUAUUUAGUAUGGGUAAGGGACUCGUAACUGAAAGUUGUUUAUUUCAGGCAAAGAAAUGUACAAUGAAAAUAUUUCAAUUUAUUUUAUUUUAAAAGUUCUCAAGUCCGAUCAGUAAACAAUUGUUCAAUAUAUUUAAUUUUUUGCACACAGGAGGAAAUUAGUCUUCACAUUCUUUACUCAAAAUAAUAAUAAAUGUCAGUUCAUAGGACACAAGACUCGCUUGUUCACCAUUAAACAUUUGUUAAAUUCGUGUAAGCAUUUAGAAUAAAAAAUGUUCCCUAAAUCCUCAGAGUUAUGACAUUCAUUAAUUUUUUUACUUUCUAACUUCAAUUGUGGUCUGAUUCUUCUAAAUUAUUUUUUCUUCUGUCUUUACAGUGUGAAUCAUAAAUAGAUAAGUAACCUAUCAACUAAGCAUUUGACGUGCCAGUUUCUCCAACGCUGAUAUCAGGAAUCCAAAGAGAAAUAAUAAAAUAAUGAAUAAUGAUACUGCACUAAUAGAUAAAAUGUCACUUUAUUAUUUUCGUUUAUGAAAUACAGAGCAUGCCACUGUCAACUACUUAUUCAUUAAAUCCGGCAUGAUAUUUCUUAGAAGAGAAAUGUCUGAACAGAAUCACUAAUCCCACCAGCUACUACUAUCUCACUGUCAUCCCCAGGUGUUGUUCUAAUGCAGGACCUAUCACUUCUUGUUGUAAUUUUACAACCAAAGACCUGUGUAAAGCAAUUUCGUAUGAACAGUAGGUCACUCUCAGGCACUUGCUGAACCAACCUUCUGGUGAUUUGUAGUUAUCCACAACUUCAACACAAUGUACAAUUUCUCCAACUAAUUGCCACAACACUUGGCAUAUUAAUUCAAUGUCAGGUGGCUCUAGCUGGUGAGCCACACUUAAGUCAAAUGUAAAAGAAGGAGGAGAAAUGCUUACAGGUUUCCAUGAAAGCAAACCUUUUUCAUCAAUUACAACUUUAGCCCCCAAGGCCCAUAGCUCAUGCCAACCUGACAGGCGAAACAGAUUCAAUGCCAACUCAUCCAAGUAGAGUAAACAUGUAUUUGGGUCUACUUCUUUCACAACAUUUAAAAAUAUCUCAGAGGAACAAUGUAUUUCAGUCAACCAUUCCUGACAAAGAGAAAGUGACUUUGAUCCCAACAGUACUACAUAACAUGAUGCAGGUGCUGAUGUGAAAUCCCUUCCUACAUUUACAAAAGCAGUUCCCCAAAAGAGCUGUAUAUGGUAAUUUCCCCAAUACUGUUCUUGUUUUAAUUCCUCAAUCAAAGAACCUAUAUCUUCAAAAUGACGCAAUUCACCAUUGCUCAUUACUGGUGACACUUGACAUGUCUUAGUAUGGUAGGUUUUAUUACUAUACAUCACAAGGCUUUGCAAAAGAUAAUAAAGUGUUGAAGAAUUGUCAAAAACUAAACUUUUCUUCAAAAGGUUACUUUGAAGGUGAGAACAGUUAACAGUUCCUUCGGGCAAUACUAUUUGCUGAAUAUUCAUUACAUUUGAACUCUUUUUAACAAACUCAAAGGGGACAGGUGCUAUGCAAAAUACAUGUACCAGUGCACCUUCUCUUUUAAAAGAGGAAUCACGACUGCGACGUCCUACGCAAGAAUAAUUCCCUAAAGGUGAAUUCUGUACCCAUGGCUCAACAGCAUUGAGAACAAGCCCUCCAUGAGCAGCCAUUUCCACAACUUUCCAUGUGUCAGCAUAUUGUCGACAAGCUGUCUCACGAUUUGACCCACCUUGACCACGACAUAAUGACACAAUUACAAUUCCCCCCAGAGCCAACAAAGGAGUACAACUUUUAAAAAAGUUGCAUAACAAUUCUCGAUUCAAGUGAAUUUUUGUUUUUCCUCCAACAUGAGGAAAGUUGAAGACAAUCCGAUGAAAUGUAUGGCUUCUCAAUUCUUUGUAUUCUCCUAAACGUGUAGCGUCUAUAUCCAGUAGUACUCGUACUCCUUCGCGUUCCAAAAACUGAAUAUUUUCUUCGGUCGACGAAUAUGCAGGUUGCUUUUCGAAGCAGCAGGAUGUCAGUUUUAAGUUAAAUUUCAAUUUCACUAAUGCAACACUAAAUGAAAAAUUACCCUCACCAACAAGUAACACAGCCUGAUCUCUGCAAAACAAUGACGUGCGCAUUGUAUUUAAGUCAUAUUCAUAAUAUCGCACAACACAUUAGCAAACAUCACAGGUGAACUUAACCCCACGUGGAGCUGAUGUUUAUGUGAUCAAUGUAACCUGAACAUUAUGCCAUGUGUACCAACGAUAGUUGAAGCACUAUCCACUAUCUUCUGCGCACGCGCAGGUCAAGUUUCAGCAGGGCCGGU